Messenger RNA from Guillardia theta CCMP2712, 939 nucleotides. RefSeq lists its product as hypothetical. The transcript has a single exon. The record is from RefSeq and is a predicted model, not a curated record. NCBI's taxonomy places the organism in Eukaryota, Cryptophyceae, Pyrenomonadales, Geminigeraceae. The annotation marks the transcript as partial. Gene Ontology annotation, molecular function: protein binding.
CUGAACGAGCAUGAGGCUCCGGUCUGGUGCUGUGCGUUCCACCCGCUGGUCCCCCUCCUUGCGAGUGGAGGAGGAGAUCGUAUCGUGAGGCUAUGGCGGAUGGACGGAGAGUGCCUGCGCGUUCUUCGCGGUCACUCUGAGUGGGUUUACAGCUUGAGCUUCUCGCCGUCGGGGGAGCUGCUCGUCUCUGCCUCCUUCGACGGGUCCCUGCGCGUGUGGGACGUGAGCAACGGGAAGUGCGUGCGAGUGAUGCGAGCGGGAGGGAUCAACUUCCUCGCCUGCUCGUUCGACCCUCUCGGCACUUUCAUCGCCGCCGCCUCCUCCGACAAGCUGAUCCGGUUCUUCCGCCUGUCCGACGGUGAAGUCUCGCGGACCCUGCGGGGGCACGAGAAGGAGGUCACCUGCCUCUCGUUCCACCCCUCUGAUCGCCUCCUGGCCUCCGGCUCCCUCGACUGCUCCCUGCGCCUCUGGAGCACCAAGAGCGGAGAGCAGCUGAGAGUGCUGGGAGGCAGAGCGCAAGCCAAGGUCUGGUGCUGCUCCUUCAGCCCCUCAGGUCACCUCCUCGCCUCGGGGGGGAGCGACUCCGUCAUCCGCCUGUGGCGAGUGGAGGACGGGGAGGUCGUGAGCUCGCUGUCUGGCCACAGGGGAGCGGUCAGGACGCUAGCGUUCGACGCAAGAGGAGGCGAUGGAGGAGAGCUGCUGAUCUCGGGGGAGGGAAACUUGAUGUGGGGAAGCGACAACUCAGUGAGGGUGUGGGGCCCCGUGGAGCGAGGAGACAGGAUGCAGCUGCAGCCGCUGCAGGAGGGUGAGAGGUGGAAGUGGAGGUGCCUUGCUGUCGUGCUCGGGCAUGGCAAGAUGAUCACCAACGUUGCGCUGCCUCCUGACGGCAGUUUCUUCGCCUCCUCCUCCCGCGAUGGCUCUGUGCGCCUCUGGUCGGUG